AUGUCACAAAGGAGAAAAGUUCCUGAAGGUCAACUUUGUGAUGUUUGUAAUGAUAAAGCCACUGGCUAUCAUUAUGGUGUUGCAAGUUGUAAUGGGUGUAAGACAUUUUUUCGACGGACAGUUGUAUCUGAUUUGAAAUUUACAUGUCAAUUUAAUGGAAAUUGUGAUAUUGAUAAAAAUGUUCGUUGUGCAUGUCGACAUUGUCGUUUUGAAAAAUGUUUAGCUGCUGGUAUGGAUGCUAAUGCGAUUCAGAAUGAUCGUGAUAGGAUUAGUUCUUCUGUUAAAAUUAAAAGAGAAGAAACACCUUCUAAUGUUAGCAUGCCAUAUAAUACUUUAAUUGAUUCUUAUAAUUUUAAAAGAGAAUUGAACUUUGAAAAUUGUAAUCCAGAUUCGUCGUUAGUAGAAAAUGUACAAGAUGUUGAAAUUAUGAAUAAAUUAGCACGUAUAGAAAAUUUGUGCAAUGAUUUAAGAAAAAAAGCAAUAGCUGAUGAUUUAACAGCUAAAGAAAUUUUACCAAGACCAAGUUUACUUUUUGAAACUAAUAAAUUACCUGAUGAUGCAGGAACUACAUUUAGAGAAUUCUAUCCAGCUUCAAUGAAUGAUGUACAGAUGUGGAAUAUUAGAGAACUGCGGUUAUGUUUAGAGUGGGUUAAAGUAUUUCCCGAAUUUAGAGAGUUAUCGUCCGAUGAUCAGUUUGCUCUUGUACAUAAUUUUGCUUUUACAUUUAAUAUUUUAAAUAGAGUAUUUUACUCAAUAGACAACGGUGAAGAUAAAAUUGUUUAUCCAAACGGUGCAUACAUUUUACGUCAACCUCAAGAUGAGGUUAGAAUUCCCGGUUGUAGAUCAAUAUACCACCGUCAGAUGGAUGAAAUAAUGAUUCCUUUACGUAAAUUAGGUGUAGAUAUGAAAGAAUUCGCAGCAUUUAAAUUUAUUCUUCUCUUCAAUCCAGAUGCUUCUGAUCUUAGUCAAUUUGCCAAACCAUUAGUUGAAACUACCAGAGAAAAGUACAUUAGAAUAUUAUUCAAUUAUAUUAUAUGUAAAAAUGGUGUUAAUGAGGGUGGAUCACGAUAUGGUAAAUUACUUUUAAUGACAUCAUCUAUUCAACAAAUAAUUGCUCAAAAUGAAGAGAAUAUGCAAGUAAUGGAAGUUUUUGGCCAUUUCUGGAGAAUAAAUCAAUUUGUCAAAGAAUUAUGUAUGAAAGCUAGAGAAAACGAUAGGCAGUAA
Messenger RNA from Strongyloides ratti, 1224 nucleotides. Its product is annotated as Transcription factor HNF-4 homolog. The coding region runs from base 1 to 1224 and encodes 407 amino acids. Gene Ontology annotation, molecular function: zinc ion binding; RNA polymerase II cis-regulatory region sequence-specific DNA binding; nuclear receptor activity. NCBI's taxonomy places the organism in Eukaryota, Metazoa, Nematoda, Chromadorea, Rhabditida, Strongyloididae. Gene Ontology annotation, biological process: anatomical structure development; cell differentiation; regulation of transcription by RNA polymerase II. The record is from RefSeq and is a predicted model, not a curated record. The transcript is spliced from 6 exons.